Molecule: messenger RNA, 1630 nt
Organism: Maniola jurtina (meadow brown)
Lineage: Eukaryota; Metazoa; Arthropoda; Insecta; Lepidoptera; Nymphalidae
Exons: 7
Coding region: 144-1046 (300 amino acids)
Cellular component (GO): membrane
Molecular function (GO): phosphatidylinositol bisphosphate binding
Source: RefSeq, a predicted model, not a curated record
UAAGCCGCCAAAAACACUCCAUACGACCAGUCCAAUCUCUCAUUUUUGUUGUGAUUGUGAUUCUUACUGGACGUUUACAUAGUGAGUGUUUAUGUAAACAUCAAAUUCGGAGUAGAUAAAUAAAUAUAUCACUCGUGAUAAACAUGGUAGAGAUGAUAUCAAUUGAGGAAGAGUGUAAAAAGACGGGAAUCAAGCUCUCGGACAUCGCCGAUCUACGACAGUGGCUGAAGACACAGCCUCAUCUACCUGAAAAAUAUAUUACAGAUUAUGACUUGCUUCUGGCAUACUAUUGCAGUUUCAAAAGCUCGGCAGUGGCAAAACAAGUUUUAGACAUAAAUUUCACUCUUCGUACGCUAUUCACCAAUAUAUUCCAUAACCGAAUUGUCGAUGAAACUGUUAUCAAGACUUUGGAUGUUGUAUGUGCAUUCCCGCUAGAAGUUCCAUCGAUUGGCAAGAAUUAUAGAGUCAUUUACAACGCACUCAUGGACCAUGAUACGAAAAACUUUGUUUUUACCGACGUUAUACGAACAGCUCUAAUGCUCAUGGAUGUGACGCAGUAUAGAGACGGCACUGCCCCAGGAUAUUUGAUACUGAUCGAUCUGAACGGCGUCACAUUGGGACACAUCACCAAGCUUGAUUUGCAAACUGUGCAACAGUUGAUAUAUUUUUUGCAGGAAGCAAUAUUAAUAAGAUUAAUGGGUGUACACUUUUUGAACGCACCACCGUUCGUAGACAGGCUGAUGAUGAUCUUGAAGUCCUUUAUAAAAAAGGAGUUGAUGAACAUGGUCUGCGUCCAUAGCGCCGGAGCGAGUUCUAUUGAAAAAAUCAUUCCUAUUGAAGCUUUGCCGAAGGAAGCUGGGGGAAAAUUUAAGUCCUAUAAGGAAGCUAAAAAUGAAUCCAUUGACCUAUUACUAUCCAAUAAGGAGUUCUUCGUCAAUGAAAACAAGAAACGUGUAGUAGAGUCAUUAAGACCGGGGAAACCUAAAACCAUCACGGACAUUUUCGGCGGCAUAGAAGGCUCUUUCAAAAAAUUGGAUAUAGACUAAUUAAUAUUAAGAUGUAGAUAAUACCUAAAUGAUGUAAUAAUUUAAGUAUCAUAUAGUAGGGUAUGUACCUUACUAUGUACUUUGUUACCGAAAUUAGUCGAUUAGCUAAGACUCACAACACAAGGCAGCGUCGCGAUUCCUUUGUGCGACAAUGCGAUCGGUAUAGACAUUGGACACGCCACGACCCUCGGCCUCGAUCGAGGCAAAAAUACAUACGAUAAAAAUGCAUAAUAUGAUUCUAUAAAAGUCUGCAGUCUGCAGUAGCUACACCAAGUGCCAUCGAGUGCCGCACAAAGAAAAGCCUCGCGAAUUUGCCACACUGCCAAAUAAAAUAUUAAAUUAAAUAAUAAUUACCUAUGUUAGAACACUUUUUUUUUCUUUAUUUAAUUUGUGGUUUUAGGGUUCCGUACUCAAGGGAUAAAAUUGGAGCUCUAUUAAUGCCACUCUUCCCUCUAUCUGUCCGUCUGUCUGUCAGUCGGUCUGCCUAUCCGUCUGCCUGUCGCGUGCCACAGUUCUCUAGCUUGUAGAUUAAAUAACUUACAAACCUGCAAUUUUGGUAUUUAGUAUAAAACGUUGACCCAAAA